This is a messenger RNA of Drosophila yakuba, 2527 nucleotides long. It is a transcript of the gene Xpd, whose product is annotated as general transcription and DNA repair factor IIH helicase subunit XPD. The coding region runs from base 102 to 2411 and encodes 769 amino acids. Gene Ontology annotation, biological process: nucleotide-excision repair; positive regulation of mitotic recombination; transcription by RNA polymerase II. Gene Ontology annotation, molecular function: DNA helicase activity; damaged DNA binding; ATP binding. The transcript has 8 exons. NCBI's taxonomy places the organism in Eukaryota, Metazoa, Arthropoda, Insecta, Diptera, Drosophilidae. Gene Ontology annotation, cellular component: nucleus. The record is from RefSeq and is a predicted model, not a curated record.
AGUAUAUUUUUGAGAGACCGGUAAAUUCUAGCGGUCUGGUCGACCGGUCACGCUUGUUUUGAAACAAAAAGGAUUGCAGAUUAUCCCGAAAUAGGAGAAAAAUGAAGCUCAGCGUGGACGGCCUGCUGGUGUACUUUCCGUACGAGUACAUCUACCCGGAACAGUAUGCCUACAUGCUUGAACUUAAGCGCAGUCUGGACGCCAAGGGCCACUGCCUGUUGGAGAUGCCCUCGGGAACGGGGAAGACGGCCACCCUCCUCUCCCUGAUCGUGGCCUACAUGGUGGAGCAUCCGGAGACUGUUCGCAAGCUGAUCUACUGCUCGCGUACUGUCCCCGAAAUCGAAAAGGUCAUCGCCGAGCUGCAGAACCUAAUGGUUUACUACGAGCGCAACUGCCCCAAUCCACCACCACUUACCGGUCUGGUGCUUAGCUCAAGAAAGAACAUGUGCAUCCAUCCGGAGGUCAGCAAGGAGCGCGAGGGCAAAGCCGUGGACGGCAAAUGCUACGGACUUACCGCCAGCUACAUUCGUGAGCGGCACGAGAUGGACGCCGAGACGCCCAUCUGCCAGUACUUUGAGGGAUUUAGUAUGGAGGGCAAGGAGUCCACAUUGCCGGUCGGCGUCUACAGCAUCGAUGAUCUCAAGGAAUACGGACGGGCGCGCAACUGGUGUCCCUACUUUUUGGCUCGUUAUGCUAUUGCCCAUGCUCACAUUGUGGUAUACAGUUACCACUAUCUGUUAGAUCCAAAGAUUGCCCAGGUGGUAUCGAAGGAGAUGAGUCGCGAGUCUUGCGUAGUUUUUGAUGAGGCGCACAACAUCGACAACGUUUGCAUCGAUUCGAUGAGUGUGAAGAUCAACAGACGCACCGUGGAGCGAAGCACGAACGCUUUGAACCAGCUUACCAAACUGGUACAGGACAUUCGCGAAGAGGACACAAAUCGCCUGAACGAGGAGUAUCAACGCAUGGUUCAGGGCCUGAAGGAUGCCAGUGUUCAACGCGACACGGACAUGAUCCUGGCCAAUCCGGUCCUGCCAAACGAUGUCCUAACCGAGGUGGUGCCCGGAAACAUUAGGAACGCCGAUCAUUUCCUUAGCUUUUUGCGUCGAUUCAUUGAGUAUAUAAAGACGAGACUGCGCGUUCAUCAUGUCGUCCAGGAGUCGCCUGCGGGCUUUCUUAAGGAUAUAUCCACAAAAAUUUGUAUAGAGCGAAAACCUCUGCGGUUCUGCGCUGAGCGCUUGUCCAGUCUGCUGCGUACGCUUGAGAUCAGUGAUUUGACCGAGUAUGGAGCCCUUACCUUGAUUACACAUUUUGCCACCCUGGUGUCCACCUACACAAAGGGCUUCACAAUCAUUAUAGAACCCUUCGACGAUAAAACGCCGACUGUUUCGAAUCCCAUUCUACACUUUAGUUGCCUAGACUCUUCGAUUGCCAUGGCUCCGGUAUUUUCGAGAUUCCAAACCGUGGUCAUCACAUCGGGCACUUUGUCACCGAUGGACAUGUACCCGAAGAUACUCGAUUUCGAUCCAGUGGUCAUGAGCAGCUUUACCAUGACACUGGCCCGUCCAUGUCUUCUUCCUAUGAUUGUAUCGAAGGGCAACGACCAGGUGACCAUUUCUUCCAAGUUCGAGACGCGAGAAGACACCGCAGUCAUCCGAAACUAUGGCCAGCUGUUGGUGGAGGUGGCAAAGACAGUACCGGACGGUAUUGUAUGCUUCUUCACCUCGUAUUUGUACUUGGAGUCGGUGGUGGCCUCCUGGUAUGAUCAGGGAAUCGUCGACACCUUGCUGCGGUACAAGCUUCUAUUCAUUGAGACUCAGGACAAUGCCGAGACGAGCUACGCCCUGAUGAACUAUGUUAAGGCUUGCGAUUGUGGUCGUGGAGCAGUGCUGUUGGCUGUGGCGCGUGGCAAGGUCUCCGAGGGUGUGGAUUUCGACCAUCAUUAUGGUCGCGCGGUGCUCAUGUUCGGCAUCCCCUACGUGUACACGCAGUCGCGGAUUCUGAAGGCCCGGUUGGACUACCUGCGGGAUCAGUUUCAGAUACGUGAGAACGACUUCCUGACCUUCGAUGCCAUGCGUCAUGCGGCACAGUGCGUGGGCCGUGCGCUGCGCGGCAAGACGGACUACGGCAUCAUGAUCUUCGCGGACAAGCGCUUCUCGCGCCACGACAAAAGGUCGCGUCUGCCCAAGUGGAUCCAAGAGCACUUGGUGGACAGCUUCUGCAACCUGAGCACGGAGGAGGCCGUGCAGUUGGCCCGCCGUUGGCUGAGGCGUAUGGCGCAACCGUUCACCCGGGAGGAUCAGCUGGGCAUCUCGCUGCUGACCCUCGCCCAGCUGGAGAACAUGGAGCAGGAGAAGCUGGAGCGGCAGGCUCAGGGCAAACAAGGCGUUGGCGGUGAGGUGCAGGAGCUGUAAGAUGUGGAAGGUGCUCCGCCAACCGGCUCUUUGUCGACUGCCUUCCGGGAAUAAUUCAAACGCACAGCCGUCAGCUAAUGACAUUGAAUGCCAUUAAAUGCGGAUCACAUCGGCAA